AGUGUAUAUAUAGAGGAGAUAUCCCCCAUUGUUCCAGUCUUCUUCUCUUGCUUCUCUUUCCGGCAAGCACCGCACCGAACCAUCUUUCAAUUAUAUUAAUUAUACAUACAUCUUCGUUCCUUGAUCGGUGGAGACAUGGCGAAAAAGAGAAAAUCGGUGGAGUCUCGUCUCGAUGAAGUGGAUCGUACCAUGUACUCCACCUUCUGCACCACCGCUAAUUCCCUCUCUCAUCUCUAUACCCACGCCAUGAAUCAACAAAAACUCUCCUUUCAAGCCGGUGAACGCCACGCUCUUGAGAAAAUGUAUCAGUGGAUUCUUAGACAGCAACAAGAAGGAAUGAGGGUCACUACUAUUGAUAUUGUUUCUCACUUGCAGAAUGAGCUUGAAUACGGAGCAGAGGAAUCACCAGUUUCUCCAAGGCAGUCAAUUCAACAGAACUCCCAAACAGCAAUUCAAACUAACUUCGCCGCAUCCAUACCAUCCAAUGCAUUUGGAAGUACUGUUGCAGGACAGGGGAUACGAACUGGGCAAACCGAUCAAGUAAAGAACUCAGUAUUCUCAAAUGCACUCUCUAGCCCCAUUCGUCGCAGCCUUCAGCCAUAUCAUUUAGCACAGGGUAGCAAUCCUUCGAGUAAUGUCAUGUCAUCAGGGAAUGGAACCCGUAACAAUGAAAUGGUGUAUCCUAGUGGCCAGAACAGAGAUACAAAUUCGUCCAACUCCAGUGAUUGCAUGGACAUGCAUGCAGACAGUCCUGGUCAUGAUUUUCCAUACUGAUUUGAUCAUAGUUAGAGUGGGUAACAGUAAAGAGAAGGUCAUUUGUGAAAUCUAUGUUCAUAAAUGUUUGGUGAAAAAUUGUAAGAUUAUUGUGGACAGACUUCAAUGUGUUUGUGUGCCAUUGUUUUCCAGUUUGAAGCUUCGAACAUGAGUAUACUUUGUUAGAAGUUAUUGAAAGAAAAAAAAAUGCUGGCCAUUACAUAGCAUAAAGUCUUAGUAGUGGGUGAUAUUUGCUUCAGAUUUCGCAAGGCUUAGGUCUUAAACUGCUAAAAAAAAAUACUCUAAUAUCGAUGUUUGUAUGUAUAUAACUUCAAUUUACUUCCAAAAAUAAAAAUUGUAAUGAAUUAAAAUUA
This is a messenger RNA of Medicago truncatula (barrel medic), 1127 nucleotides long. RefSeq lists its product as uncharacterized. Lineage: Eukaryota; Viridiplantae; Streptophyta; Magnoliopsida; Fabales; Fabaceae. The record is from RefSeq and is a predicted model, not a curated record. The coding region runs from base 136 to 774 and encodes 212 amino acids. The transcript has 3 exons.